AGAGUGGCCAAGGAGCGCUCGGCAACGUGAUCGACGACGCGACCGGCGACGCGACCGGCGACGCGACCGGCGACGCGACCGAGCGUGGGUCGGGCAGGCGCGCGUCUCGUCGAUGGCUCCUCGCCCCGACGAAAAUCCGAUUCGUUGGCUCUCUCCCCUUAUCCGGCAUCUGGACGCGUCGCGAGCCCGAGAAGCGGGCAGAAUCAUCGACGAAUCGCGACCGCCGCUCCCCGGGAGUCGGCGUCGGAGGAACGGGGCAGGCGGCGAUCGCUCCCGCCGCGCGGUCGAAGGGGGAAGAGGACGCUCUCCUCCACCUUCCGCCGCGGCCCGUCCGCUUUAACGCCGGUCUCUCGCAGUCGCGACGCUUUUAGAGUCCCCCGCCUCGGCCAUGUCGACGGAGAGCCAGAACGGGCCGAAGGCGAGCAUCGGGCCGAUCUCGGCCCUGGGCCGCCCCGGCAACGGCGGCUUCCCGCGCGCCGACCGGGACAAACCGCGGCAGCCGCCGCCCCCGACGCUGCCCAAGUACGCGUCCAGUUUCAACGCCGGCUCCAACGCGGCCUCCAACGGCAGCGCGGCCGACCGGCCGAGCAGGGAGCGCGAGGCGGGCGGCAGCUACCGACUCGUCGGCCUCGACCGGCUCGCGCUGCGGCAGCGCAUCGUCGACGGCGACAGGCCCAACGGCGAGGCCACCUCGAUCCAGAUGAAGCGUGAGCUCUUCUUCAAGGGCGAGUCCGUGGGCCUGGCGUCGACGCCGUCGGUGCCCUCGGUACCGUCGGUGCCACCCCCCCAGCCGCCCGCCACGACCGCCCCCGGCUCGGUGGCGACGGUCACGACGACGAUGACGACGUCGACGGCGGCGGCCCCGCCGUCGACGGCGCCCCCCGCCGCCCCCGCCAAACCGCGGCCCGCCGUGGCGACGCCCGUCGUCGGGCCGAACGACGCCUGCGAGGACAGCAACAAACGCGAGACCGCCCGGGCGGAGAGCGGCGGAAACGGCAAGGAGGCCGCCGUCCACGCCGCCCACGCCGCCCACGCCGCCCACGGACGCCCGGCGCCCCCGACCAAGCCCAAGGAGCUCGACGGCUACGUCGGCUUCGCCAACCUGCCCAACCAGGUCUACAGGAAGGCCGUCAAGAAGGGCUUCGACUUCACUCUCAUGGUCGUAGGCGAAACGGGCCUGGGAAAGUCGACGUUAAUAAACUCGAUGUUCCUCGCGGACAUCUACAGCUCCGAGUACCCUGGACCCAGCCUCAGGGUAAAGAAGACCGUGGCCGUUGAAACGAGCAAGGUGCUGCUCAAGGAAAACGGCGUUAAUCUCACCCUGACGGUAGUCGACACUCCCGGAUUCGGCGAUGCCGUCGACAACAGCAACUGCUGGGUGCCGGUAAUCGAGUACAUCGAAUCGAAAUACGAGGAGUUCCUGAACGCCGAAUCUCGGGUCAUGAGACGACAGAUUCCCGACAGCAGAGUUCACUGUUGCCUGUACUUCGUCGCCCCCUCGGGACACGGUUUGAAGCCCCUGGACGUCGAAUUCAUGCAGCGGCUCCACGACAAAGUAAACAUCAUUCCAGUGAUAGCCAAGGCCGACACCAUGACUCCGGACGAGUGCACCCACUUCAAGAAGCAGAUCCUCAACGAGAUCGCCCAGCACAAGAUCAAGAUCUACGAGUUCCCGGAGGUCGAGGACGAGGACGAGUACAAAUUCCAGAAGGUCCUCAGGGACAGGGUCCCCUUCGCCGUCGUAGGGGCGAACACCGUCGUCGAGCUCGACGGCAAAAAGGUCCGCGGCAGGAAGUACCCCUGGGGCGUAGCCGAAGUGGAAAACCUGGAACACUGCGACUUCAUCGCCCUGAGGAACAUGGUCGUGAGGACGCAUCUACAGGACCUGAAGGACGUGACGAAUAACGUUCACUACGAAAACUUCCGGUGCCGCACCCUGGCCGGUCUCGGCGUCGACGGCAAGCCCAUGAGGAUUUCGAACAAGAAUCCUCUGGCGCAGCUGGAGGAGGAGAAGCGCGAGCACGACAACAAGAUGAAGAAAAUGGAAAACGAGAUGGAACAGGUCUUCGAGAUGAAAGUUCGCGAAAAGAAGCAAAAGAUCAAAGAUUCGGAAGCUGACUUGCAGCGAAGGCACGAGCACAUGCGGCGCUCUUUGGAGCAGCAGGUGCGAGAACUCGAGGAAAAGAGGAGAGCUUUCGAGUCUGAAAAAACUGCCUGGGAGCAACAGACCGGACACAGUAUCGAGGAGCUACGUAGGCGUAGCUUGGAAGCCAACUCGAAAGAGGCCGUCGACGGCAAGGACAAAAAGAACAAGAAGAAGGGCCUCUUCUAGGCCGCGGCCCGCAUCCCGGUAUACGAUUUGCGCGGAAAGUGCGGUUCGCGGUCGCGUAAAGCGUCAUCGGACGCGAGGACGCCUUCCUCGAGGCGGCUCGCGAGGCGCAAGUCGAAGGAAGACGAAGACGUCUCCGGGAGCCCUCAAGAGUUCCUGAAAGGAGGUCGUCGAUCGGCGGGACGCGAUUCGUAGGCCUAAGUCGACUCCCGGGGGAGAGACCGCCGGGGACGUUGUAAGGCAUUCCCGUAGGCUUAAGUCGGCGGUGGUUCCCUUUUUGCCCCCUUCCUUUCCAGCUUGAAUCGAGCAAGAGGCGCGAGGGGCUUUCCGGAAUCUAGGAGCAAGACGAAACGAGAAGGCCGCGCGCUACAUUCCUAUUUUCUAUGGACUUUUCUAGCCGGAGACUUCGCGGAGGAUAAAAAACGGCGGUUUCUCAGGGAAGCUCCGUCGAGUCGCGGGUCUCUUCCCGAGAAAUGUCCCCUCGGUCCCGUCCUCGAUCUCGUCCUCGGUCUCGUCCUCGAUCUCCUCGGUCGAGGAUGUCCAUCUUUCCUCCUUCCUUCCCGAAGUCGUCCACCGAGUCGUUGGUGGACGGUGCCGGGGUCGUUGGGGCUGCCGACGAUUUUCUUCGGGAAAGCAGCGGUAAAGGACGGCAACGUCGAAGGUGGACUCGCGCCCCCGACUGUAAAUAGACGUUACGGACUCUGAUCGGAGCCUGGGCGAGUCGCAGUAUUAGAAGAAAAGAAAAAAUAUAUAUAUAUAUGUAUAUGUAACAAAAUAAUAUCACGGUAAAACGAACAAAAAUUGAAUCGCACUGUGAUUUAAGGGGCCGCGGUCACUUACCGAUAUAUCAUUGCUGAAUUCCACCGAGUUUGCGAGAGUAAACGGAUGGGAAAGCGUGUAAAGUUGCUCGAAGCUAAAGUUAGUCGCUCGCGAUGAGGUCGUAUGUAUAAUUACUCGCGAUCGCGUCAAUUUAGGAUGGAAAGUUGUAAAAAUUGGGACAGGGCUGGAACCUCGGGGGGAAAUCGGCCGGAACGUCGGCUCCGCCCUCUCUUCCGGUUAAAUAAGCUAAAAAAUAUCGACGACGGUAUCGCGAGGAAUCAGAGGAUUUUUUACAUGUUUUCGAAUUAUUUCGACACCGAUUUGGAAACAGUCCCAGCUCGGAACCAGGAAGCACGAAGAGUUCCUUUGCUUAAGGUCGCUGAAAAAAAGGGAAAAAAGGGAAAAAAGGGAAAAAAGGGGAAAAAAAGGAAAAAAAAGAAUGAAAUUGAACGCAGGUACGCUGCAAAUCGAUUAAAGUGUGUAUGGUACUUAAUUCGUCCUUCCGGCUGAUUCGAUCCUUGCUCUGCCUUUUCAAGCCCCACUUCGCGGUCGACGUAGCGCGUUAUUCGCAAACGGGUACAAUUCAUUUCUCUCCAAACAACGAGUCGAGCGACCCUUAAUCGGCCGAACGUAAGAGUAAAUCUAGGUGGAGCGAUAAGAACCUUGCUUUGCCCAUUUUUCGGAUCGAUCGAUCCCCUUCCGGUUCUCUCGUCGGUCCAUCCAAUCGGGGGUGGACCACGGACGAGAUCUGAAGAGGUGAAAAUGUAAAAAUUGGAAAAUCCCCUGUCCACUUUCUCCGAAUUGACUCGCCGCUACGUUACUCGUUUCAUUCCUCGCGAUUACCUCCCUACGACUGUAAAAUAUUCUAAAAUAAUCUGCAGCGUUCACCAUUGGGGAUAGACGUAUACAAUCAUCGACAAUGGAGGGAGUAACGUACGCGUUCCAAUAGUUUCGUCCGAAAAGCGCUUCCGAUAAAUGGACAGGGCGAGCAUCGAGUCGUCAGGCCUGAAUUAGGUCCUUAAUUAAAUCGAUGGUCUGGAUAAGAAUCGAAUGAAAUCCGACCGCGUAAAGAGUGUACUUAAGUUUGCGGUCGACGGUUCGUUAAUUAAGAGGCCACUUUGACGGUGAACCUCCGACGUACGUAUACGCAACCAAGAACAGCCUGGAACAGCCAAGGAGCGUUUCUCGCCCCUCGGGGCCGAUUUUGAUUUCACGGUCGAUAGAAUAGUUUGUACGCGUUUCGAUGUUACUUCGCAUUUAUACAUAGGACGUGGAAAGAAAGUGUCAGGCAAGGAAAGAGAUGAAUCGAGAGGCGUAUCGACUACUGUGUGUAUUUUUAUCCUCAGUGCUUAGAUUUAACGGUUACACGGUAAAUUAAAAAUCUUAUCGCGGUAAUCGACGUAAUCAUAUCCGGAAGGAAGGAGCGAAUGGGACGAGCGAAUGGAAAUGCGUGAAUCCGGGAAAAAGGGAAUAAGAUAAGAAAAAGAAAACGAAAAAGAGAAAUAGAAAUUAUAUUUUGCCGUGCCAGACGAAAACGAAGCUGCCGCUGCUACCUAUAGACACGUUGUAACAUUGUACCACGAUUAUAUAUUGACAAUUAUUAUAAUUAUGUACUCAGUAAAUUAUCUACAAAAUAA
Molecule: messenger RNA, 4785 nt
Organism: Orussus abietinus
Lineage: Eukaryota; Metazoa; Arthropoda; Insecta; Hymenoptera; Orussidae
Gene: pnut
Product: septin-7
Exons: 9
Coding region: 389-2332 (647 amino acids)
Biological process (GO): cilium assembly; cytoskeleton-dependent cytokinesis
Cellular component (GO): septin complex; septin ring; cell division site
Molecular function (GO): GTP binding; molecular adaptor activity; GTPase activity
Source: RefSeq, a predicted model, not a curated record